Messenger RNA from Erythranthe guttata (spotted monkey flower), 1939 nucleotides. Its product is annotated as O-fucosyltransferase family protein. Lineage: Eukaryota; Viridiplantae; Streptophyta; Magnoliopsida; Lamiales; Phrymaceae. Gene Ontology annotation, cellular component: nucleus; cytoplasm. The record is from RefSeq and is a predicted model, not a curated record.
UGAAAUUCUAGUGCAAUCCAAAACUACACUUUGUGGAAAAACCUUCAACAAGAAGAAUGUAAGAUUCACUCGAACUCAGAAAAACACAGAGAUCUGUCGAUGAGUGAAAGAAAGAAAUGGGUAAUCACAGAGUGUAUCAUCACCAUUCCAAAAACCUCUCCACAUCCAGAAAUAGGAAAUCAUCGUUCCUAUCAAUUACCCUGUACGUGAUUCUUCUCUUCGCCCUCUCAAUCUUCAUAUUCAAUCUCUUCAGCAGCAAUAAUGAUGUUUUCGAUGAUGAACACAACACGACGAUGCCUCUACUCAGAGUUGAGAAAUCCAAAUCGAAGCAGCUGUUGGAUCAUCGGCUUUGGGAACCUCCUUCUAGUCAGGGUUUGCAUGAAUGUGUUAAGCCAACCAGUAAAUAUAAUAAAGCUACACCAGUCUGGGAUCGCUAUAUGACUGUCCGAAGUAAUGGAGGAUUAAAUCAAAUGCGCACUGGGAUAGCUGACAUGGUGGCUGUGGCACGUAUAAUGAAUGCCACAUUAGUGAUUCCUCAGCUGGAUAAGAGUUCAUUUUGGCAGGAUUCUAGUACAUUCUCUAAUGUAUUCGAUGAACUUCAUUUCAUCGAAUCUUUACAAGAAGAUGUGAGGGUUGUGAAGGAGCUUCCUAAAGAAGUGGAAUCUCUACCUCGAGCAAGGAAGCACUUCACCUUGUGGUCUGGUGUGAGCUACUACGAGGAGAUGACACAACUGUGGAAGGAAUAUCAGGUAAUUCAUGUUGCAAAGUCAGAUUCUAGACUUGCAAACAAUGAUCUGCCAAUUGACAUACAAAGAUUGAGAUGCCGUGCUCUAUAUCACGCUCUUCGCUUUUCUCCUUCUAUUGAGAUACUGGGAAAGACGCUAGUGGAGCGGCUGAGGUCACGUGCUGAAAAAUAUAUUGCUCUUCACCUAAGAUAUGAGAAAGAUAUGCUGUCUUUUACUGGUUGUACAUAUGGCCUGACCGAUGUCGAAUCAGAGGAGCUCAGAAUAAUGAGGGAGAAAACAAGUCAUUGGAAAAUGAAGAAUAUUAACUCAACAGAACAGAGAAUUAAUGGUCUUUGUCCUUUAACUCCCAAGGAGGUCGGAAUUUUUCUUCAGGCUCUUGGUUACCCACCUUCUACAUUGAUUUAUAUCGCUGCUGGAGAAAUUUAUGGCGGCGACACACACCUAUCAGAGCUAACAUCUCGUUUUCCAAACAUCGUUUUCAAAGAAAUGCUUGCAUCGCAAGAAGAGCUGAAAAAGAUUUCCAGUCAUGCAUCGCAAACUGCAGCCCUCGAUUAUAUAAUCUCAAUUGAAAGUGAUAUUUUCAUCCCGUCACAUUCGGGGAAUAUGGCAAGAACUGUUGAAGGUCAUCGUCGAUUCUUGGGGCACCGAAAAACAAUCACUCCAGACAGGAAAGGCCUCGUCGAAUUAUUUGAUAAAUUGGAAGCUGGAAGGCUUCAAGUGUCAUCUUUGCCCCGCCAUGUGAAGCAGUUGCAUAGAAACAGGGUGGGCGCACCUCGGAGAAGAGGAGGUGCCCCUUCGGGAAUAAGGGGCAGAGCUAGAUUGAGGCUGGAGGAAUCUUUCUACCAAAACCCGUUUCCGGAAUGUAUUUGCAAUUCGCAAAGUGCAGUUAGGUGAAAUACAGUUUUUGAUCGACAAACGAGUACCAUAAAUACUACAAGUUCUUACUAUGGCUGGAGUUCUCAUCCAUCCAACUAUUUUUUGCUAUUUGCUCUUAUAGGUUUUUUUACGUCCCUAGACUUUUUUUUUUCGUUUUUUUUAAAUGUAUUUAUUUAUAAUAGCUGGCGAUUAGCCCUCUAUAUUUAUCUUGCUACUUAAUUCCGAAUUAUUGUCUAUAAUUAUUUGGAUUUGUAUACAUAUAAAUGUGAUGAAAACCAGUCUUGCUUUGAGUUGAGAAUUAAAUGGUUUUCCAAUAG